Messenger RNA from Hippocampus zosterae (dwarf seahorse), 986 nucleotides. RefSeq names its product guanylate cyclase activator 1A (gene guca1aa). The transcript is spliced from 4 exons. Gene Ontology annotation, molecular function: calcium ion binding; calcium sensitive guanylate cyclase activator activity. The record is from RefSeq and is a predicted model, not a curated record. Lineage: Eukaryota; Metazoa; Chordata; Actinopteri; Syngnathiformes; Syngnathidae. The coding region runs from base 90 to 659 and encodes 189 amino acids.
GGUGGCUUGCGCCCUUCUUCGCCCGUUCUUUGUGUGACUGUGAGGUGCCGUUCACAGUAGACCCAUCGGGCAAACAACAGGCUGUGGUCAUGGGCAAUGCGACAGGCAGCACGGUGGAUGACCUGCAGGCAGUGGAGAUGCACUUGUGGUACAAGAAGUUCAUGAUAGAGUGCCCGUCGGGUCAACUCACCCUGCACGAGUUCAAGCAGUUCUUCGGCCUGCGCGGUCUCGACACGGGGGCCAACGCUUACAUCGAGCAGAUGUUCCGCACCUUCGACAUGAACAAGGACGGCUACAUCGACUUCAUGGAGUACGUGGCGGCGCUCAGCCUGGUGAUGCGCGGCAAGAUGGAGCACAAGCUGCGCUGGUACUUCAAGCUCUACGACGUGGACGGCAACGGAUGCAUCGACCGACACGAGCUGCUCAACAUAAUCAAGGCCAUUCGCGCCAUUACAGGCAACGAGAACCAGGAAGUGACCGCUGAGGACUUCACCAACAGCGUCUUCGACAGGAUCGACAUCAACGGCGACGGCGAGCUGUCGCUGGAAGAGUUUGUGGCGGGCGCUCGCUCCGAUGACGACUUCAUGGAGGUGAUGAUGAAGAGUCUGGACCUGGCGCACAUCGUGGCCAUGAUCCACAGCAGGCGGCACAGCGUUUAGCCAAGUCAAUUUGAAUAGAAUAAACAAGUCCGUAUAUGCCCAGACCGGGAAAAAAAAAAAAGUGGUUAUCGGGUCUAAUGAUUACAAUUGUCCCUUACGUCUGGCCAGUUGCAUUCAAACAGAAUCCAGUCGCAAGCGAGGGAUUCAGUGGAUACAAAUUAACAGGCACUGAUGGGAACACGUUUGUACUUUAGACAUUUUUAUCUAAUCACACGAGUUGCUGCCGCCUGUUACUCAAAGUAGAAACGGAUCAACGACAUGGGCCGCAUUUGUGACUAGUGCCUUUUGGUUUGCUCGUUUGUACAAUAAAGUUGCUUGAUCACCCAA